UACAGAGAAACGAGGAGGUCUGAGCCGAAAGGAGACGAACCAGAGGACGGUCGGGACUGAAGGCGCCGCAGGUCGAGGAGCUGAGGCCUUUCAGAGAUGGAUUUUCACCGUGAGGAGACAGAAACGCUCAUCAGGUCGCUUUAAAGUGUGCGUUUGAGUUUAGGUGGAGACGGACGAUCAGGAAACGCCGCCAAGGGACCAGAAGCAACCGUGGAUGGAGGGGUCUGGAAGUCCUCGCUUCAGAAAGCUGCACUUCCCAGUGGGUUUGUGGAUCAACUCCCCCAGGAAGCACUUUGCCAAACUGGGUGGCCGGUGGCCCAGCGCCAUCUCUGUCAAGUCGACCACCAGCUCGGACGCCGCCUCCCUCCACGACGCCCCCUCCGCUCCUUCCUCUUCCCUUUCUACCUCCACCCCCUCGCUGGCGUCCCCCGCCCCGUCCCCGUCCCCGUCCCCGGCCUUCCUCCGGCCGCGGCCCGCCGGGCCCCAGUCCCGCACCAAGCGCCUUUCCCACCUCUUCCUGCGGGGGCGCUCCAACAGCGACCGGGACCGGGCGGUGGGCGAGCGCGAGCGGGAGGUGUGGGCCCACUCGGCCGCCCCGUCCUCGCACCACUACCUGCCCCCGGCCUCCUCCUCCGCCCCGGGGCUGAUCAAGAUCUAUGGUGACGCCCUGUCCAGCGGAGCCAACUACCGCUCCCUGCUGGCCAACGUCCACUCCACGGCCCGGCAACUCAUCGCCCAGGUCAUCACCCGCUACACCGAGAGGGAGCGCGAGGAGACGGACGACGCAGUUCUGCAGAAACACAGCCCCGAGGACUUCCUGCUGUGUGAUGUCAUUGGAAAGCCCAUCCAGCAGCCAGAUGGAGCCAUCAAAUGGGAGACAGAGUGCCGGAGAAGCGUCGCCCCCUGGGAAUGUCCUCUGCUGCUGGUGGACAUGUGGCGGCCGAAGGACGGCUUUGAGCGGCGCUUUGAAAUCCAGCGGAAGGACGACUACGAGAGGGAGGAGAGGGAGCGGGAGAAGGAGCGCGAGAGGGAAGGCGAGAACUACCAAGGUGUGCGCUGGAGGCGGAGCAGGAUGUCGUCGGGCGGCGGGCCGGAGGAGAGUGAGCGAGGUCACCGGGCGAGGAACUCCGAGCUCAGGAGGAGCAUCAGCGACAUGAACCUGAGCCUGCGCCGUCGCCAAGGCAACCACGUCGCCAACGAGCCCCGCGGCAACGGCAACCGGGCCAACAACAGCACGGUGACGCAUGACAGGAAGAACAUCAUGAGCAUGAUCAACCCGCAGCCAGGAGAGGUCAGAGCGUCCAGAGCCGAGGCCAAGGUCUGCUGGACGAACCAGCCGGCGGAGGAAGACAAGGACUACUCCAGCUGCGACCUGGAAGUGAUGUCACAGAGCCUGAUCCUGCCGCCGACGGACCGGCCCUACUUUCUGCUGCUGCAGGGCUACGACCAGAGCAAGGACUUUGUUUUGUACAUCAUGGCCGGCCAUACGCAUGUGUUCGGGAGGAAGCCCACGAUGAGGGAGCGGGAGAAGGACCGUGAGCGGGAGAGGAAGGGGAAGAGGCCUCUGAAAGUGGACACCUUCCUGUCGGCUCCAGACCUGCUGGCCCGACACCUGCUGGUCCGGAGAGACGCUGCCGUUCCCGAGGCACCUGCUGGACAAGCUCUGAUGCGUCCCUUCAGAGGCGGCGCCGUCACUCAUAACGGCGUGGCCCUGUACAGAGAGGCCGUCCUGAGGCCCGGUGACAUCAUCGGCCUGGGGAACCACUUCCUGUUCCUGUACCGCGAUCCCCGCGUGACCCCGGCUCCCCCGCUGGCCCUGACGCUGCCCUGGCAGGCCGACGCCAGCUGCUGCCCCUCGGGCCUGGUGGACCGGCAGGAGGCCCUGAGGCAGUACCUGGGCUCCACCGAGGCGGUGCUCAAGUUCCACCCUCGCCACGCCGACACCUUGUUACAGGAGAUCAUCACCAAAAACUCCUCCCCGGACUCUGGUGGGGGACCGCUAGCUCCCGCGUACCUCCUGUCAAUCAUGAUAGACCACGCCUCCAAACACCUGGACCCCGCCCUCACACCGCAGAUAUUACUCAAGUCUGCCAACCUCAUUAAAGAGAUCGUCUGGGAUAACAUUAAGGAAUUCGGGGAUAAGCAUCCCACGCAGAACUCGGCGGAGCAGGAGGCCGACAUCGGAGCCCCCAACGUCCAGAAGCUCUCCUCGGACCUGCGGCCGCUCAUGUUCUGGAUGUCCAACGCCACCGAGCUGCUCAACUUCUUCCAGGUCAAAGUGGAGACCAUGGAGAAGGAGUGGGAGUUUGAAGCUCCUGGAGACCCGGUUCUGACGGCCGACAUGGACACCUGCUCCGAGGCUCUGGCCCAGCUGGACGAUGUCAUCAUGCACACCUUCCAGCAGUGCGUCUACCACCUGACCAAGACGCUGUACUCGCUGCUGCCGGCUCUGCUCGACUCCAACCCGUUCUCCGGCGAGGAGAAGGAGAAGGAGAAGGACGGAGCCGGAGGAGCGUCGGGGGAGGAGAAGGGAGGAGGCGACGGGGAGGUGGACGACGUGUCGGCUCUGCCCUCCAAGGUGGCCGGCCUGGUGGAGGUGUACCGCUGCUCCCUGAUGCUGUCCAGGGAGGCCUGCCUCUCGCCGCCGCUCACCUCCCAGACCUUCGGCUACCUCUUCUUCUUCACCAACACCUCCCUGCUCAACACGCUGCUGGAGAGAGACGGACUGUUCUCGUGGUCCAGAGCAGUUCAGAUCCGAACCAACCUGGACCUGGUUCUGGACUGGCUGCAGGGGGCCGGGUUGGGAGACAUCGCCUCCGAGUUCAUGAAGAAGCUGUCCAUCACCGUCAACUUCCUGUGCAUCCCGAAGACCCGGCUGAUCCAGUCGACGUGGAGCAGCCUGCAGGAGGACCACUCCCUGCUGAGCCCCUCCCAGCUGCACCACCUGCUGACCCACUACAAGCUGGGACCCACCAGAGCUCCUCCGUCCUCCUGGGCUCCUCCUCCAGGCACCGAGCUCAGCGGAGACAUCUUCGAGAGCUUCCUGGACCACCCGCCCCUCAUCCUGCCCAACGAGACGCCCCGCCUCGACCUCUCCCAGCCCAUCCCCAGCCCCGAGCUGCAGAAGGAGGUCACGCGUCUGCGCACCUUCCUGUGGGGGCUCGACCAGGACGAGCUCCCGGCCAAUCAGAGGACUCGGCUCUGAGGACGCCCAUAUUUGGAAUAAGGAUAACGGCAAAACAGGAGAAAUGCAAACUGGACGUGAUUUCUGCAUUUUACUGCCUGUGUGUUGCUGUUCAUUCGUAUCAUUUCAUUUAUUCAUUUAGAUAUGUUCAAGUAGAAUAAACGUCCUGGCUCUGGUUUGUCCAGGUUGGACUUAUUUUGGGCCCGGCGCUGUUAUGCUCCACAUGACUGUGUUACUUGGCCUCCAUGCAUGUUUUCAAACUACUUGUUUUUAAUAAAACGCUGAAUUCUAGUCUACAGA
Stegastes partitus (bicolor damselfish) is the source of this 3484-nucleotide messenger RNA. It is a transcript of the gene rasip1, whose product is annotated as Ras interacting protein 1. NCBI's taxonomy places the organism in Eukaryota, Metazoa, Chordata, Actinopteri, Pomacentridae. Bases 215 to 3205 code for a protein of 996 amino acids. Gene Ontology annotation, molecular function: GTPase binding. The record is from RefSeq and is a predicted model, not a curated record. The transcript has 16 exons. Gene Ontology annotation, biological process: signal transduction; negative regulation of Rho protein signal transduction; angiogenesis. Gene Ontology annotation, cellular component: cell-cell junction.